Molecule: messenger RNA, 2276 nt
Organism: Xenia sp. Carnegie-2017
Lineage: Eukaryota; Metazoa; Cnidaria; Anthozoa; Malacalcyonacea; Xeniidae
Product: little elongation complex subunit 2-like
Exons: 9
Coding region: 46-2052 (668 amino acids)
Biological process (GO): positive regulation of transcription by RNA polymerase III; snRNA transcription by RNA polymerase II; snRNA transcription by RNA polymerase III
Cellular component (GO): transcription elongation factor complex
Source: RefSeq, a predicted model, not a curated record
AUGUCAAAUUAAAGUUUGCAAAAUGUCCAAUCUCUGAGUCUCAAAAUGAUGAACCUUUCAGAAGAAAUAGAUUGGAAGCAACUUGACGCUGAAAGCAAGCUGACAAGCUGGACAUUGACUGAAGAGUUGUUUAAAAGCAAUUCUAUUGAAAGACAUUUUGUUGAUAAGAAAGGAAAAAAUAAUGAAGAAAAGAUCGGAAAAACACAGAGACUGGACAAGCAAAGUGUGAAGAUACCAGAACCAAAGAUUCCUUAUCCUAAGCAAUCAGUGUUGUCAAUUGAAGAUCAAAAAUACUUUCUUGAAAUUUAUAAUGAUCACAUUUCUGGGAAAGAUAUUGGAGCAAUAAAUCUUGACAAUUUUCAGACUCUCAUGUGGAAACUUUCUUCUGAAAGAGAACAGUUUUUGCGAUUUCUGCAACAAAACUCAAUGACAGCAAAGGAUGAUUACAAUUUCAUACAUUCUUGUGUGCUCAAUUAUGUCAAACAAAAAAUUCAAUUGCAACGAAACGAGGCACUAGAAAAAAUUGAUUCUCAUUACUCAUUGUUUCAAACAAUUGGUCUUUCUUCUUGCGCUGUUUUCCCAAAUGAUCCUAUUCUAUCCUUCAAAAAAACUCUUAAACGAAACGAGGGUCAAUGUUUACUUUGGCUUCCUGAUAUGAAAUUCAAGCCUAACUGUUUCAACAAAAAAACUAAACCUGAUUUAUCUGCUCCUAUUCAGAUACAGCAGGAUACUACUGCUUGUGAAUUUGUCGAAGAUAAUGCUGUUCAUUUUGUGUUGACCGGCGAAGCAUUACAAAUGCUGAUUGACAAUCAUUCGCCUGAUUAUGAAAAAGAUUGGGAACUGCCAGUGACGGUUGCAAAACGGAAAGAUAAAGAUGAAGCAACGUUGAAUGGAAGUCGAACUAUAUUCAUAGACAAUCCUUUACCAUCAAAAACGAUGACACCAAGAGAAGUGAAUGUGAUGUAUUUUGGCGAUGAGCUGUGCCGAAUGUUAAAGAAGCCUUUAAACAGUAAUAACGACAGUGGAAACCAAACAUAUGCAACAAAGACUCAAAAAAAUUACAUAGAAGAAAGAGAUUGCCGUGAAUCGGUGAAAAAUUAUUGUAAUUUAGUAAAGGAAGCCAUGAAACACGAUAAUGAUUUGACUAUUUGUGAAGAAAAUAUUCCAAUAGGAAAUCGAAACGACUUGUUUCCUGAUUCUUCCCUAAAAGAUGCUUUUAUUGUUGACGACAAAAUAUCUAAUGAUGGUGAUGAGAUGUCGCAACGUGAAGAUAUGGACAAGGAAAAAAUUCAGAAUUUAUCCCAAUUCACCUACAGUCUUUGGGCAUUUGGCACUUUAAACUUGUUAAUAAGAACAUCUGAUUGUGGCUUGCUUCACCAACCAAAUAGAAAAUCAGGACGAGGCGCUUUACAUCCAGUCAAUGUAUUUAUCAAACCUGAAUAUCAACUUUGUUAUGGAUAUGAAAAAAUAACUAUGAGUGAAGCAUCAAGAUGUUGGAUACAUACUUACUGCAACCCAGAGUCUGUCUGUGUUUGUGCUCGAGUGUCUUUUUUAACUGGAGAAUUGUUGAAAUUGGAUGUUCUUAAUCAAUCAGACAUUUUAGCUCUUUCUUCCUAUGAUCCUGCUAAGCCAAUGAAGGCAAUUCAUGGAAUUUUCACACGACUGCAAAAACUAUUGCUACCAGGCAAAUACAUUUUGUCUCAUUCGGCAAAUGAUUUACACAUUUGUGUUUACAAUGUAGCAAAGGACGCGACAAAGAAGUCCGUAUAUGACCUUCAUCUUGCUCACUCAAACAAUUUCUUGGUACAGUACGAUAAAAAUGUCCCUUGGGUUCCUGUUGAUCCCAACAUUUUUCUGGACUGGCAUAUUGCUUUUAAUCGCAUUCCCUUGACGUUUCCGCCAGUGUCCACGGACAAAUCAAGAAAGGUUCAUUUGCAAAAUGCUGGUCAAGGAAAGAAAAAUAGUAAGACAAGCAAAAAGAAGAAAAAGGAGGAAAGCAUGUUAAUAAUUUUAAUGUUGGAAUACAAUCAAAGAACAAUACAUUUCAAAUAAGUGAUGAACAAGAGAUAGCUGGCAUAGCUGAACGUUUGCGUAGCAAAGCAAGACCAGUUACGUAUGAUGAUAUCGAUUUCAAUUUCUAAAUAAAAUGUUGGUCUUAAAAUGGAGCAACAAUGUUAAUAGUUCAGUUAAGAAGUGAUAAUUCAACUGUUUUUUACACUGAUAAAAAUUGUCAUUUUAGUUAUGUUAAUGAAAAAAAGACGAUUUAAACUUGAUCC